GGUGCCUUGAUCUUCGAUCAAUGUUUCAAAAGAAUUUUCGAAACAGUUGGUGGGAAUUGGUAUUUAUUGCUGUUAAAUUAUGCAAUGCUUCGUGUUGGUUGAAUACCUUAAAAAUUUAGUGGAAGAAUUUUGAGCCUAUUAAACUAAGUAAAGUUGCUGACAGAGAGAAGUGAAGAAGAAUAAAGGAGCCUGAUUAUGAUGAGAAGCUACAAAUGGAAAGAUACGACAAUCACCAGCAAUUCACUUUCAAUGAUAUUUUUCCUGUUAGUAAUGGCUAUGUUGUCACAAGUCGAAAGCUGUGAUUUUCAAAAGGGAUUGGGAACGACUUUAUGUCCAUGGAGCAACGUACAAGGUGAUGAUGACUUUGACUGGAAACUUAGUUCAUUAUCCUUACCAUCUGGGGCACCACGUUAUGAUGCUACAGGCUCCAGUAGUGGACGAUAUCUCUUUUCUAAAGGACGAGGCAGUCUAGUUGGAGAAAAGGCCUGGUUGGUAGGAAAUUAUCGCAACGAUUCUGUCAAGUGCUUUUCAUUUUCCUAUUAUAUGCGUGGCAGACAUUCUGUCUAUUUAAUAUUGAAUAUAUAUCAGGAAUAUUUUUACAAUGGACACAAUCUGUUACUGUGGUCAUUCGGUAGAUACCAGAGAAGACUGUGGAAGAAAGGUCAAGUCACUGUUAAUUUUACCAUGGGUCUAUCUAGGUUGAUCAUUGAAAGCGUAAGCGAAUUUGGCAAUUUUAUGGCUCUAGAGAAUCUUGCUUUUACUCCUGGAAGCUGUGACACAAUACCGAAGAUCGCCACUCCUACUAAUGCUUACGAUUGUUCUAUUGGUUCAUUCUUUUCAUUUCUAAGUAAGAAAUGUGAAAAAUGUCCUACCUCUACAUAUCAACCACAUACAAAACAAACUCGUUGUCUUACCUGUAAUGAUGGUAAAACCACCAUCAAUGUUGGUGCAGUUAGUGAACAAGAAUGUAUAAAAGUUGAAAGAUGUGAUUUUCAAAAGGGAUUGGGGACGACUGUAUGUCCAUGGAGCAACGUACAAGGUGAUGAUGACUUUGACUGGAAACUAAGCUCAUUAUCCUUACCAUCUGGGGCACCACGUUAUGAUGCUACAGGCUCCAGCAGUGGACGAUAUCUCUUUUCAAAAAGACGAGGCAGUCUAGUAGGAGAAAAAGCCUGGUUGGUAGGAAAUUAUCGCAACGAUUCUGUCACGUGCUUUUCAUUUUCGUAUUAUAUGCGUGGCAGACAUUCUGGGAUUGCAUUGAAUGUUUACCAAGAAUUUUUGUACAAGAAAUACUUGUUACUGUGGUCAUUAAGUGGUGAUAAAGGAAACAAGUGGAAAAAAGGUCAAAUCACAGUUAAUUUUACCAUGGGUCUAUCUAGGUUAAUCAUUGAAAGUGUCAGAGAAUUUGGCAAUUUUAUGGCUCUAGAUAAUCUUGCUUUUACUCCUGGAAGCUGUGACACAAUACCGAACUUGGCCAUUGUUAAUGAUACUUAUAAUUGUUCCACUGGUUCAUUCUUUUCAUUUCUAAGUAAGAAAUGUGAAAAAUGUCCUACCUCUACAUAUCAACCACACACAAAACAAACUCGUUGUCUUACCUGUAAUGAUGGUAAAACCACCAUCAAUGUUGGUGCAGUUAGCGAACAAGAAUGUGUAAAAGCUUGCCCGAUGGGAUCUUUUUUUGAAAAAAGAAGUGGAGUUUGCAAACAAUGUCCUCUUCAUACAUAUCAGCCUGAGAUGGCAAAAACUGAAUGUAUUGAAUGUCCUAAUGGAAGAAUUACCUUGAAUACUUCAAGUAAAAACAGCGAAGAUUGUAUACAAAUAUUUUUUCCAGAUUGUUCUGCUGGUUCAUUCUACUCAUUUCAAACCCACCAAUGUGAAUACUGUCCAGUUAAUUUUUACCAACCACACUAUGGUCAAAUUGGUUGCAUUGCCUGUCGCAAUGGUACUGUUACAGCCGAAAAUGGGACAGUCAACCAUCUUGACUGUAUCAAUGAAAUCAUUUUUCAUUUUUGAGUGUAAUGCAGAUUCUUAUUUCAACAAAACGACUUUGAAUUGUACAAAAUGUAAAAGUAUUGAUUAUCAUCCACAGCCUGUAACUAUAAUAGAUGAAAAAUGAUUUUUUCUGGUGUUGUAAAAUGCAGACUAUUUUGUUGUAGCUUGAAUGAACUAGGCUGAAUGAAUUUAUGUGAAGAUAUCAAACUUUGCUUUUUUUCUUUCAAUAUUAACACAAUCUUAAGUUCUACAUUUCAAUCAAAAUAUUUUAUUGCUACGCGUAGUGAAA
Messenger RNA from Xenia sp. Carnegie-2017, 2281 nucleotides. Its product is annotated as MAM and LDL-receptor class A domain-containing protein 1-like. The transcript has 12 exons. The record is from RefSeq and is a predicted model, not a curated record. Gene Ontology annotation, cellular component: membrane. Bases 196 to 2013 code for a protein of 605 amino acids. Lineage: Eukaryota; Metazoa; Cnidaria; Anthozoa; Malacalcyonacea; Xeniidae.